This is a messenger RNA of Rotaria sp. Silwood1, 1632 nucleotides long. The record is from the annotation of a GenBank genome assembly. Lineage: Eukaryota; Metazoa; Rotifera; Eurotatoria; Philodinida; Philodinidae.
AUGACUAAUUACGAAUAUUCAUCAUAUUCAUCAUCAACAACUCCUUCUACUGCACAUUUUGAUGCAUCAAAAGCUAUUUUUAAUCAAGUUGAUGUAAAUCAUGAUGGUGCUGUUGAUCGACAAGAAUUUCAACAAUGGGUUUCAGCCGCUGGUGAUGGUACUGGUACUAAUGCUGAUGCUGGUGAUCUUUCUCAUGGACAAUAUAUAAGUGGUGGUGGUGGUGGUGUUGUUAAUGGUUCAGGAGAUGCAUCGACUAAUUUUCAAUCAUCUUCAUAUGAUUCAUCUAAUAUAUCAUCAUUGUUAGGUGGUCAUGGUUUAUAUAGUGGUAUUGAUGGUGGAAUAACUGGUUCAUCAUCUACUACUCUUGAUACUGCUGAUAAUAUUAUUGAUGGAUCAAAUAUUCAAUCAUCAUUUCAAACAAGAACUAAUCUUGGCUUUGAUGAUACAUCAAUAAAUCAAGCUACUAACUAUACAGCUGAAACAAAUGCUAAUUGGUCAAAAUAUGGUGCUGAAGUAAGAGGUGCUGGACUUUUUUUUGAUACAAAUCCUCAAAUAAUUCGUCGACCAGCUCCAGGUGGUGUUCAAACUUAUACACAAAACAUUCAAGUUCGCUUUCUUCAACCACCACCUGUUCCACCACCAGGCCCACUUAUAAUAAAAGAAGUUCGAGAAUCCCAAGCACCUCUUCCUCCACCUCUUCGUAUAAGACAACAAGCUCCACCUGUUCCACAACCUCCUCCAUUGAUACUUCGUGAACGUCCACCUCCACCACCACCUUCUCAAUCAUCUCAAACAGUUAUUCGAAAACUUCCUGCUUUACCUGUUCCACCUCGAUCAGUAAUUAUUGAACGUAUUCCAGCAGCUCCACCUCGACCACGUGAUAUUAUUAUUGAACGUUGGAUUCCUUAUGAAUCAUUUAUUAAACGAAAGACAAUUGUUCAACGUGCUGAAUCAGCUAAAGAAUAUCCUAAACCACGUAAUGUUAUUAUUCAAUAUGAACCAGUUCAAGUUCGGGUUGUCCGACAAUUUCAACGUUUGGGUGUUGUUCAAGAAAAUCCUCAAUUAUAUACUCAACGUUAUGGACAACAAUUACUUGAUGCUCAAACACUUAUUCAACAAGCUCGUGCUGUUGGUGUUGUUGAAGAUAUUUCUCCACCAUCAGGUGCUGUUUCAGCUCAAAUUAGUUCAUCAUCAUUUAGUCAAGAAUCAUCAUUAGGUGGUGGUGGUGGUGUUAGUUAUUCUGGAUCUGAUUUAGUUGAUGUUGCUGGUGGAACAUUAGGAGGAAUUCGAUCAUCGUUCUCCACUGGAUCUUUUCAAAAUUCCCAAAUGAUUGGAACAGGUUUGACUGGUGCUAAUUAUGAAAGUGGUCUAAUUGAAGGAGUUGGAGCUGAUGGUGGAUUUGGUUCAUUAAAUAAUGAAUCUUCAUUAUAUUCGUCAUCUAAUAUAGGAUCUGUUGGUCAAUAUGGUAUUGCUGCUGGUCUACCAACCGGAUAUAGUUCAUCAUCAUAUGACUCAUCAGGAGGUGCUACGAAUUUUGAUGUUGCUGCUGCUGCUUUCAAUAUUGUUGAUAAGAAUAAGGAUGGAACUCUUGAUGCAAACGAAUUUAAACAAUUCUACGAAGCUGGUUUAUAA